GGAUGCCGGUCGCCCCUCUUCCAGUGUGUCUCAGAACCUCGAUGUAACUGAACGCUGCGACCGCGAGCAAUAUUAUCAUAAAACGUUUGCUAUUCUUUACAAUAUACAUAUUCGUAAUAAACCGCCCAGUGUAUAUAAACAUAUUUAUUAUCUCGGAAAGAAAUAUAGCCGGUAUUUACAACUGAAAAUUUGUGAAACCUUCAACAGUAAUUGAAUAAGGACGUUGGUCAGACGAUACAAGAUGUUGAAAUUAGGCGUUAUAUUAUUUCUUGGUAUAUCUACAACGGUGAACAGCCAAUGUUUCUACAAAGACGAUGCAUCAAAGAAACUCAACCCGGAAGCGCGCACAAAUUUGUACCGAAACCAAUUGGAGUUCACAUUGGACCUGUUCAACACAAUAAACCACGCAGUUCCCGAUGACAAUAUAUUCUUCUCCCCGUUCUCUGUAUAUCACGCGUUGCUUCUAGCGUAUUUCGCUGCCGGUGGGGAGACAGAGAGCGCUUUGAAGAAAUCAUUACGUAUUUCCGAUAUACAGGACAAGGUGAACUUGCUGAUGGCAUACAAAGUGGACAAGCGGGCGCGCGCCGUCAACAACAACAGCGACAGCUACGAGUUCACCAACGCCAACAAGAUGUUCGUGGACACUGAUCUGCAUGUACGCGACUGUCUGCGGAACAUGAUGGCCGGGGAGUUGGAAGCACUGAAUUUCCACCAAAACCCACAAGUAGCACGCCAGCAGAUCAACAACUGGGUAGCUCAAAUAACAAAGAAUAAUAUUCAGGACCUGAUACCAGUAGACGGCAUCACUGAUACCACGAAACUAGUACUAGCGAACGCAGCUUACUUUAAGGGUGUAUGGGCUUCUAAAUUCCCUGUAGAGAGGACCAAGAAACAGGUGUUCUUUGUGUCUGAAACUCGGCAAACCUUGGUUCCUUUUAUGAGACAAAAAGGCACAUUCCAUUAUAUGGUGAGUGAUGAGCUGGGAGCCCAGAUCCUCGAGCUGCCGUACAAGGGCAACGACAUCAGCAUGUAUAUCUUACUGCCACCAUACUCGAUGAAAGAAGGCGUGUCAAAUAUCAUCAAGAACCUAACUCCGGAACGCCUGGCCGCUGUCGUUGAAGAAGGCUACAUGGGGCGCGAAGUGGUUGUUGAAAUCCCUAAAUUCACCAUAGAGAGAAGUCUGCCACUUAGACCGAUUUUGGAGACUAUGGGCGCGGGCAACCUGUUCGACGCCACGUCAAAUUUCAGCACCUUGUCGGAAGACAGCGGCAUCCUCUUCGAUGAUGCUGUUCAUAAAGCUAAAAUUCAGAUCGACGAAGAAGGUACGGUAGCAGCAGCCGCCACAGCGAUCUUUGGGUUCCGCUCCUCGCGUCCCGCUGAGCCGAGUGUCUUCAUCGCCAACUUCCCGUUCGUCUACGUCAUAUACGAGCGGCCCACCAACUCUGUUCUCUUCAUGGGCGUAUACAGGGACCCCAAGAAGUAAAAAAAAAUAAUCAUAGGAUGUUAAGGAAAAUGUUACGUAUCCGGGCACAGAUAUAUUGGCCAUCAAAACAAAAAAAAUGUCAAAAAGGCUAAAAAAAUAGAAUGAACAAUUCCUGUAGUUUUACCAAAAAGGCGAUAUUUCUUUUUUAUUGCAUAAAACUUUUAUUAAAGUAUGUACUAAACUAAUUAUCCGUAUUCCUAGAAUGUAUUUUAUUUCGGGACUUAAAUUAUCUUUGUAUUUUUGUCGUUUAAGUGAUUUUACAUUUAACAAAAUUAACAAAAGUACCUUUAAUUCGUGAAAAUGCGUAAAAGAAAGACAGGAAGCUUUGUGUGGAAAAUUCUUUUGACCUUGCGUCCAAACUGACGUAGUCACGAUGACUAACAGUUUUGCUUCCUAUUUCGUUUUGUCUUUUUGCAGUUUAAUAGUCGUACAAAAUCUGUUGCCUUGUCAAGAAUUGGGUUCUGUUCCGCAUACUUACGUAUGUUUUAGUCUUUACAAUACGUUAAUUAUUUAUUUUUUUAAUUUAUUUAUAAUGUAAACUGGUACAUAACUACAUUUUUUAUACCAUUUAGGAAGUUUUUAUUUGGCAAAACAUAAAAUAUCACACUAUACGUUGAUUUUAAAUUUAAAUGUAUAAAAUUAAUAUCGGAACAGAGAUCAAGUUAAGUGUUAAGAUUAAUCUAGAUGUCGAUGUUUAUAAUUUUAAUUUAUUUAUUUUCUUCACUUGAUGUAAUUAGAUCUUUAAGCGUUUAUGUUAAUGUAUAAUUUCUAAACCAUUGCAGUUUUGUACUAAGUGAUAAAUACAUUUUUUAAACAUA
This is a messenger RNA of Bicyclus anynana (squinting bush brown), 2301 nucleotides long. RefSeq names its product serine protease inhibitor 88Ea (gene serpin-6). The coding region runs from base 242 to 1483 and encodes 413 amino acids. The record is from RefSeq and is a predicted model, not a curated record. NCBI's taxonomy places the organism in Eukaryota, Metazoa, Arthropoda, Insecta, Lepidoptera, Nymphalidae. The transcript is spliced from 8 exons. Gene Ontology annotation, molecular function: serine-type endopeptidase inhibitor activity.